UACAGGAUAUAUAUCCCAAUCCCACCAUGGCCCAAGCCCAAGUCAGAAUAGUUUCCAGCCUUGCUGAUGUUGACGCUGCUCUUCAAGAUCUGCACAUCACUGAUGUGAAUCAAGCUAAUCUGGUUCGAUUUCAAUUGGAUGAGGAAGCCCCCCUUCAAGAAGCAAUCAAUAUCGAUGUCAGGACCUAUCCAGGAAGGCAUGGAUUCAUAUUGGUUAAUCCAGAGUUGUUGAAGUGCAAGUUUAAGGCCAAGACGGCGCUAGAGACGUCCUUUAGAACAAUGCUUCACGCAUCACUGGGGCGUAUUGAUCAAGAGCUGCAGGGAGUAGAAGCAAGCAUCGCAGCACUCAAGGUCCUUGUGCUCUACCAUGACAAUCAGAUACCAAACAAUGGACCGCAAAGAAAUCGGGGAGUACUACAUGCCAUCUAUCCACACCCUCCUAGAGUCCCAUGUCAACCUGCUUAUGGUACACAAACACAACAAGAGAGGGAUGAGGCAGCUGCUCGUGACAGGCGUGCCCAGAGGGCCCUCUGGCAUGCCAAACUCCGUAUUUUGGAGGUGAGGCAGUCCAUCUUGAAGGACAAGAGGUCUGAGAUGAUGUCAAAGAUGAUGGCGGAGUUCAAGAGGAUUAUGGACGAACGAUCUGACUUAGGGGCUGGUUACGCGGAUGAUGGAUUUCCUCCACUGGCGUAGGAGCUUACCCUCUGAAGCAACAUGGCUUGCCAUUUGACCUUUUGCUGGAGCUGCGCUACCUACACCAAGUCCAAGAUUUGUCGAACAACCCCAUGUCAACAAUGCAAGCUUAAUUACCUAUUUAUGUACUCCUUUUGGUUGUAAUGCUUAAACUGGUACUCUCUAGUAUUACAAACCACCGAGCAUGUAAUGGACCAUGGUGCUGCACUGCCAAGUAUGAUGUACUGUAUGCGUACCUUGUGAAUUGUGAUGUUGGUGACUUGAUAACCGGCAAUGUUGGAUUUAAUCUAUGUGAUCAUCUUG
Molecule: messenger RNA, 995 nt
Organism: Hordeum vulgare subsp. vulgare (domesticated barley)
Lineage: Eukaryota; Viridiplantae; Streptophyta; Magnoliopsida; Poales; Poaceae
Exons: 3
Coding region: 27-692 (221 amino acids)
Source: RefSeq, a predicted model, not a curated record